Messenger RNA from Phycodurus eques (leafy seadragon), 6731 nucleotides. It is a transcript of the gene ccndbp1, whose product is annotated as cyclin D-type binding-protein 1. Bases 92 to 1129 code for a protein of 345 amino acids. The transcript has 11 exons. The record is from RefSeq and is a predicted model, not a curated record. Gene Ontology annotation, biological process: regulation of cell cycle. Gene Ontology annotation, cellular component: nucleus. Lineage: Eukaryota; Metazoa; Chordata; Actinopteri; Syngnathiformes; Syngnathidae.
CCGAGCCACCAAACCUUCGUUCCACAACAACACGACCGCUGGAAACUUUGCCUUUUUUUUUUUUUUUUGCGGGGGGGAGCGGGAGACCGACAUGAGUGCUGAGGACGACUCGACGCAAAACGUCUGCGUGACUCUCCGUAACCUGCUCAACUCCGUCCAGUGCGUCACGGGCCGGGUUCGAGACGGAGAGUCCAACGAGUCUGACGGAGACUUCAACCUCUCCAACUUUUGGGACACUUUGAACCAGGCGGUGAAGGCAGUGUCUCAGGAAGCCACCAAAGUCAGCCUCAUCUUCUCCAAGCCGCCGCUGCCGUCACAGCAGGAUGGAGAGCAGCUGGCCGAGUCCGUCCUCAAGAGCGUCCUCAGCCUCUCCGCCGUUUAUUACUGGCUUCCCAAGAGCCAAGGUGUCAGUCUGCGUCAGCAAGUCCGAGACGCCACCGUGCAGGUUCUGGAGGGGUUGACGCAGCUCCUGGAGGUCAUCCUCAGUUCACCACUACAAAGUCUGACUCAAGAGCAGUUGACGUCAACGGGAGGCGUGUGGUCAGCGUGUGACCGCUUUACCCACCUACCUCAAGACAAUAAGGCUGCGGUGCUGCUGGUUCUAACCGGUCAGAGCGGCAUCGUGAAAGACGCCAUCGAGGAGUUGGAGCAGGCGUUGUCCGAGGCCCACGAUCCAUUCGGCGACUUCCUGGGCGACGAGGAGGAUGGCGAGGAGCCGCGGGGCAACCGGGACACUUACUGGUCGGAACGGGACCGCCGCGUGGUGGCCGCCUGCCGGGGGAUGAUGAAGGCGGCCGCCGCCUGUCUGAGGAAAAUGACGGCGGCCGUCAGGGUCCACGGGGACGCCGACGCGCCACACAGGGUGGCGCAGCUGGACGACCUGGUAGACGGCGUCAAGGAAAUCAGCCCCCAAAUUGACGACCUGGCGUUGUCUCUCUACCCACCUGUGGACUACAACAGUGUGGAGAACGAUGUUUCUAAACUGGCUGCGCUGUUGAAGAAAGUUCUCGGCAUCAUUCGGUCCAGUCACAUCUGCGGUGAGGCCGAGCUAACCUGGGUUCAGUUCUUGGACGGAGCCGUGGACCACAACCUCCAAAAAGCCAAAGAUCUUAUUCGGCUGGACAGUUAGUGUGUGUGUGUGUGUGUGUGUGUGUGUGUGUGUGUAACAUUUUCACUCUUGAUUUACAACAGAGUGGAAGGCAUCAUUUAUGAUCACCUGCUUCACGUUUCUCUUUGAGGUUUUAUUAUUUUUGGGCCUCCUAAAAUUUGCUAAGUUUCUUUGUCCGCCGAAUAAACUGCUUUUCAAAAACUCACCUACUUUUGUGCUCAUCCCAGUGGAAAUUAAAAUCUGAUUGGAAUCAACGACGUGACGUGAAGAACGAAAAGUCUCAAGAACAUACAUGCAAAUCAGUCGCCUUGAGGUGAAAUUCGCCAUUUUGAACUCAAAAUAAUCAAAUUUCAGUGAAUCGUAAAAAAAAAAAUCGUUGAAGUCUAGUUCAUCUCACACGACAUCUUCUGUUGGGCACAGGUAUUCAGACUAGAAAAGCCAGCCCGGCUGAUCGUCGUGCCUACGUGGCGUCCACGUUGGGAAGGUCGUCGUUACCAUGAAGGCAACGGCGCGCAACUCGUCAUGUUUACAUGUAGACGAACAAAAACAACAGCUUUCGUGUAUUUUUCGGCACCGUGUGCCCAAACGUGGGUGUUUCAGCUCACUUAUAACUUGAGAAAACACCGUGCAGUCAAUUGCAGAUGUUUUGUUGUAGUUUUGACUGUGCAUACACACGCCCACUCACAGCAUCAGAAUUUGCAUUUUAUUUUGUCAUUUUUUUUAUUGAUGUUCAUGCUGUCGUUAAAACAAAUCAGAUGUUACUCACUAUGUACUCAGUACUUGAGUAAUUAUUUCACUGUGUACUUCUUACUCUUACUAGAGUCAUUUUUUGGAGGACUACUUUUGACUUUGACUUGAGUCACCUUAUCGUCAAGGGAGGAUAAUAUUUGGCUACUCUCCCCACCUCUGGAGCGGACGUCCUCGAUUGCUACUGUUACGUUGAAGCGACAUUUUUGCUCAUCAGAUCAGCCCGUGUCGUAUUUGUUGCACUGGUCUUUUGUAUUUUCGCGUUGAGGCGCUGCAGGUCGCGGGCCUGGUUGCGGUCCCAGCGAAGCACACGUAACAUCGGCGACAAGGGUUGAUCCGCUUGUAAAUACUGUAUUAAUUAGGAAACGCAUUUAGCUAAUCCGUUCACGGAUGUUAAAGUUAAAUGUAUUAAGCGACGAAGCGAUGUUCGGAAUGAACUAACUUCAAAUUUAGCAAUGGCCAAUAAAAACAAAAACAUAUUGUACAUGUUUUUCUGGAGGAUGCGUUUGGGAUGAGGCUUUGAAGUUGCUAAUAGUGAAAAAUUAAGCGCGAUGGGAAAAAAAUGGUAUAUAUUAUCGCAUAAAGACACAUUGUUGCUGUAACUGCAUAAAGACGAUAGCACCCUUGUUCACGGCAAACAAGAGUAGUUUGGAAAAGUACAUCGAGACUGACCCCAUAUUGAUAACAAACAAGUCCUUCAAAGGUCACGGAAUGUGAUACCACCUACUCAAGCUUUAUGCUAAAUUGAGAAUAUGUGUAGGUUUACAGAAUAACCCUGACAUCGAACUUGGUCCUUGGAGCCGGAUGCCAAUAUAUCUGCGAUCGUGGGGGUGUUGCUGACGGCGACUGAAGCCAGUGCGCAGACAGAUGAGAAACUGAAAAAGAAGUCCACUUUCCGUGGCCGGUCGCGACAGCCUCCCCCCCAGGGUCGCGGUCCGACGGCAUCCAGAACGAACGGCGCCAAUUGAGACGGGGAGAAAACGCAAGCCGUGAGUUUUGUUGUUUAAGCGCUUAGAACAAAAAGGAGGGUUAUAGUCUCUGCCUAAAAAAAGCAGGAUUCUUAGUCCGGUGCUAUAAAGGAGGGUUCGAGUCCCUGCCUAGAAGAGUGGGGUUUUAGUCUCGCACUCAAUACAAAGCCAGGGUUAAAGUCCCGUGUUCGGUACGUACGAUAUUGUGUGUGAGUUUGAGUGAUUGUGUGUGUCUGCAACGAGUCACCAAACGCUGAAGCAGCGGGACAGCUCGAAAACCGAACGCUGUUAACUUAAACCUGUUAGGUUCACGUGAAGUAAGUGAAUGGUGACAAGUCGUUGAUGUUUUGGCAGUCAAAAGGUGAAUCUAAAACAAGUCAAACCUGUGAUAAGGUUGAGCUUGCGCCACUGGGAGAUUUUCACUCGGUUUGUUUGCUGCAAAUAUUGUCAUCGUUACCAGAAAAUGCGAAAUGGUUGUUGCAAGGAUCAGAGUGGCGAGGAGAUCACAGGAGAUGGGGGGGAAAAAAGUAUGGAGGGAUACAGGAGGAAAAAGAAAUAUCAUUUUAAUGGAAAAUUCACAAUACCAGGGACCAUUGAAUUGGUAAAAAAAAAAAAUUGGAAGGAAGAGAAACUCAGAACAGAUAGUAAAAAAGUGAAGUUAGACGAAGAAAUAGCAGCAGCUAUUAGAUGGGCAAAAACGGAGAAAAAAAGGUUAGUUAGAUGCUAAACCAAUAAUGUUUCUAAGAAAUGCAGACAACAGGGAGGUGCACCUGAGGCCUCUGCUCCUCUCUUAUCUGGCCCUGCGGGGGAGGAUCUACUGGCUCUCCUCCACUCUCUGGAAACAAGAAUGUGAUAAGCCUGUUUCCGCCUCUGCCAGCCACACCAGCGCAAACAAAGAAGUACAACUGGUGGUCUGGGCAAUUGGAGCAGAAUGACGGCCGGAGUGUUAAGUCCAGAGUCCUCUCCCAAAUUGAAAACUUUUGGGACUGACGGGGACCUGUAUCCCAUGAUCGAAGUGGCAAAUCCUGCAUAUGAAGGUGAAGGAGCCAGAGAAGGCAGAACAAUUCUUGUCUACAGACCUUGGUCAAAAGAAGAGAUUGUGAAAGCUUAACACCUUACAAAAGAGAUGGAGAAGAGUGGUGCUGGGAUGUGCCACAGCCGGUUAGCACAGAAGUAAAAGAGUGGAUUAAGAAACAUGAUGUAAACCUGGCCACUGGGGAGUUGGGGAAUCACGCGAGACAUGCUGAAAGUGUAGUACCAAAUCAAAAGAAAAAGAACGUCGUGAAGAAGACAGAGACAUUCUGGAGCGAUGAAGGAGAAGAGGAAGUCAAUUAUGUCGGCGGCAGAGGCCGUGGUCGUGGGAACGGAAGAGGAGGUUCUCAUGGUGGAAGAGAGAGUUGGAAUCGGUCAAAACGGAACGCAGAAGGUGGCUGGGAUUGUGGCAAAGGAGGACACGGCCGUGCGUGCGAGAGACAAAGGAAUUGCAGGACGUUCAGCGGGACUAGAUCAGUCUGAACGCAGACAAAUUGUAAAAGGGGACCGUGUUAGCGAGAUACAAAGAGAAAAUGGUAACAGCUAAUUAGAACAAGUAGACGUACACGCAGCAGAAGUUGAUUUAAGUUCAAAGACGAAACCUGGAGUUACUCCAGAAAGUUCCAAGUUUUGGUGUGAUUCAGGAGCAUGUAGAAUAGUGAGAAGAACAAAGAAAUGUUAAAAGAGAAAAUCAUUGUCAGAGUUGCUAGUGGAGCAAUAAAUAUCGACACCGUGACAAAAGCACUGGUUAUCUUUGAUCCAGAAACAGGAAACCGUGUUAGAGCACCCGAGUCGUGGCCCCACAGUUUCCAGUGAAUUUAUUAGGCAACUUGAAGAGGUACGGCAGCAUUUUUGUUUUAACCACGGAGCAGGAAGAGCUGCUAAACCAGCUUCCUGAUGAAUUAUGGAGAAAAAGCCGCUCUGAUGUUGACUUAAUGACAACGUGUGAGCCAGUGGAAAUUAGAGCCAGAGGCAAAUAUCGUGCGCGCCAAAAACAAUACCCAUUAAAGCAAGAUGUUAAAGGAAGUAUAGAGCCAGUCAUUAAUGGCUUGCUAAAAGCAGGAGUGUUCAUUGCACGUUCAGAUUGACCUUGCAAUCCGGCAAUAUCUCCCGUCAAGAAAGCACCCCCGUCAGGAGGACGGAGGAUGGUUCAUCAUUUGCAAGCAGUACACGCAGCAGUGAUUGCUAGAGCGCCAAGAGUGCCAGAUCCACACACGUUCGUAAAUCGUUUGGAUCCUGAAGCAAAAACUGUUUUCUGUUUGGAUUCAAGGAAUGCAUUCUUCUCUUUACCAGUGCACGCCGGCAGCAGAUUCUGGUUUGCAUUUACCUUUGAAGGAAAAAGAUACACGAUGACCUCAAGGAUAUUGUGAAAGUCCCACAAUCUUCUCCCAAGCAAUCAACACUCGCUUGAGCACAUUUGAUCCUCCACGCGGAAGUCAGAUUUUGACUUGCGUGGACGACAUUCUUGUGGCAUCACAAAAUGAACAGGACUGUGAAAAAGACACGUCGGCUCUGUUGCGACACCUUGUCAAAACAAAAAGUGAACAAAGCUAAAUUAGAAUUUUGCGUGAGAGAAGUGAAAUAUUGAGGAGGUCACAUGUUGACGGCAAGCGGUCGUCAUGUGGACCCAAUGAGAAAAGAAGCCAUCUUGUCAGCUCCACAACCUGAAACAAAACGACAAGAUGAUGUCUUUUUUGGCGCUGUGCAAUUAGUGCAAGAGUGAUUAUUAUGCAACACCGUUGCAUCAUUUGAUUUAUGAAACACCAACGACAAUGUCAGACAAAAUUCAAUGGACAGAGGAAGGAGAACGAGCAUUGUGUCAAUUGAAAAGAAGGUUGGCGGGAACAGCAGUUGUGGGCGUUACCAAAUGAUGAAAAACCAUUUGAACCGACAGUUGGUUGUCGAAACGGUCACACGGCCUCAGUUUUGUUGCAAAAACAUGGAGCGACCCAAAUAAUGAAGCAAUCACAAUAAAUCCAUCCUCCCGAAAGGCUUGUUUAAGUGGGCAGGAAUUCUGAGUCAUGGGCCUUGCCAUGUCUCAACAGAAGGGACGGUGCAGAUAGCGGAACAACGCUUUACUGCAUGCGGAUGCGAUCAUUUCUCUAAAACCUUUUUGUCGCGCGUGUGUGGCUUGUGCGAAACAUAAUUCACGAGGCAAAUCAGGCCCAAGAGACGCCGAGUUCCACAAGUGCAGUAUCCUUUUCAAGCGGUGCAUAUGGAUUGUAUUGAAUUGAAUCAAGUAGGACAAUACAAAUAUUGCCUAUUACUGUGGCAAAGGCAUUGUGUGAAUAUAUCGUGCCCCGCGGGGUAUGGCAUGCCACAAAUCAUUUGGAGUGACAACGGAAGUCAUUUUGUAAAUGAGGAAAUGGAGGCAUCCGGUUAAAGCGCCGUUGUUCAUAUCAUCCACAAAGUGCAGGAUUGGUGGGAAGGACAGUAGAGUCCGUUUGAAUUUCUGUACGGAAGACCAUUUCAAUUACCCAUUGUAAAUAGCCCGUUAAGUCCGGAGCAAAUGGAAGAAAUGGAUUCAAGCGACUAUAUGAGGGAAGGAUUUAACGACAAGGAAGUGACAGUCUAAUCGAAUGCCAGAUGAAUCAGCUCACCCGGUUGUGAGGUUAAAGAGGAGGAUGCCGUUCGUGUGGCACAGCUUGACGCCGGCAUCGGGUGCAGGUGGAGAUGGGCCUGGCCAAAACCAAAAAAGGAAAGAAAUGAGGCAAAUUCAAUUUCAAUCCUAAAUUUCUACAUCAACAUGGACUUGAGCGGUGUAAAUAAAUGUUUUUCUGCGGGAAGAAACGUGUUUACUUUGCCUUAUUGUACUCUUCAGAGUCUUCCAGAUUGCUUAAUUUAUGUUCAAAUCCAAAAUAUUCUCUCCCCCAGGC